Molecule: messenger RNA, 553 nt
Organism: Nicotiana tabacum (common tobacco)
Lineage: Eukaryota; Viridiplantae; Streptophyta; Magnoliopsida; Solanales; Solanaceae
Source: RefSeq, a predicted model, not a curated record
ACUGAUAAUUCACUUAUUGUUCUCAUUUGUUCCCCCUUUUCCCUUCUUUUUAUACUCUCCAUCUUCCUUACUUCUUAACCAUUCUCUAUUUCCUAACUCAAAAGAUUUCAAAGUAUUACACUCUUACAAAACCGCAUAUAUAUAUAUAUAUAUAUAUAUGGCAUCGUCAGAAUUUCAGAAGAACACCAAUAUGUACGUAGAACAUUCAGCACAAGGAGGAGUACUAGAAAGUGGAGAAGUUCAUAAAAACAUUGACGAUGAUGGGCGCGAGAAAAGAACUGGUACGGUGCUAACAGCGAGUGCACAUAUAAUAACUGCUGUGAUAGGGUCAGGGGUGCUAUCUUUAGCAUGGGCAAUGGCUCAGUUAGGGUGGGUGGCUGGUCCUGUUAUUCUCUUUGUCUUCUCUUUCAUUACUUACUUCACUUCAACACUUCUCGCCGAUUGUUAUCGCUCUCCUGGCCCUGUCUCCGGCAAGAGAAACUACAGUUACAUGGAGGUUGUCCGCUCUCACUUAGGUAAUAAAUUAUUUACAAUUUAAGUUACAUAAAGUGAC